GAAAAGAAAGAGAGAGCGCAAACACAAGGAUAGCAGGCUUGACAUAUACAUAUUCGCAGUGAACAAACAGAAAUCGCAAUGCCAGAGAAAGACAGACGAAGCCAGUGAGAGAAGAAGGUCACCUCUAGAGCAGUGAAGGAACGUGGGGACAUACCUGAAGACUGAACUUUGUAGGUCUGGAAUGUGAAAUCAGGAGGUCCUGCUUUAAACAGAAGACGACAUUUUGAUGCCCCACCACUGAAAGACGACCAGGGAACACACAGCAUUACUGAGGGUCACAAUGGAGAAACUCUCCGAAAAAGAUAAAGGUCUGAUCCGGGACAGCUGGGAGAGUCUGGGGAAGAACAAGGUGCCACAUGGAAUUGUUAUGUUCACGAGGUUAUUUGAGCUGGAUCCAGCACUGCUUGCUCUCUUCAACUACAGCACAAACUGUGGCGUUGCACCUGAAUGCCUCUCCAGCCCAGAGUUCCUUGAGCACGUCACCAAGGUGAUGUUAGUGAUCGAUGCUGCUGUGAGCCAUCUUGAUGACCUACAUUCAUUGGAGGACUUCUUGUUGAACCUGGGCAAGAAGCACCAGACAGUUGGGGUGAAGACUCAGUCCUUCACUUUGGUUGGAGAGUCCCUGCUUUAUAUGCUUCAGUCCAGCCUGGGUCCGGCUUACACGACACCACUGCGCCAGGCUUGGCUCAACUUGUACAGCAUCGUGGUAUCAGCCAUGACCAGAGGCUGGGCCAAGAAUGGUGAACAUAAGUCAAAUUGAGAAGGAGGUAGAUGUGAGAUUCACACUGGAACACCCUUGAGGUCACAAACUAACUUCUCAAAAAUCCUUUCGAAGAGUGAGGGGCCGGGAUAUGGGACCACCAUUGUGAAAAUCAGUUCAGCUGAGUUGUAUUUUGGCUUACUGAACGAUCCUAACUUUGGUAGCUUGGUUUAACUGUAGACUAAGAUUGUAGAUGAGGUUGAGGUGGAGCUUAUUGCAGGACACAGACAGUUUUUGAUUGAAACUUCAAAAGCAAAAUGUGCUUUGUAUAUACAGUAAUGACUAAGUACAUAUAGUAAUGACUAAAUGUAUUUCCUCAAACUAUCUUAAAUGACUGUCUUGAUGUGUUGAUGUUUCAUGUGAGCGUAAAACAGAGGUUUGACUAUGCACAUGUGAACUUGGUCAACUCGAAAAAGUUUUAUUCUGAUGCCUCUCGGAAUCAAUUUAGAUAAAGGCCUUUAAAGCCACUACAAUUUUAACCCUAAAUGACACAGAAUUAAUUCUAUACUCUUGCCUGUGCUGUGUUAGUUAAAGUUUACUGUAAGUUUAGUGAUGUUCAGUAAGUUAUCUGAGCAUGAACAUGAUGAUAGUGUCCAAAUGAUAGUGUCAAAGACAAUAAGCAAUCAAUAGCCAUGAUUUAUUUAUUUAUUUUUUUGAAGCCAUCCAAAUGUUCAUGUGAAAUGUUUCGUUUGCCACAUUUUUCAACCAUUAACAGUAUUUCUGGCGAUGAAAGUAAAUGACGAGAACUGUUACAUCUGAAAUAGCUUUUGGAAUUUUUAGACUGUUAAUUUAUGAACCUGUGCCAUGUCAUAAGUUUACAUUUCCAUUGUAUGGGAUUACACUCGACGCACUCUACUCCAAGACUUACUUACGAAAGACUUGUGUAGAGUUACUUCACAAAAAGUGACUGUUAUAUCAUAGUGACUAGCUGAUUUGUUCACCUAUUUACAAUAGUCUAAAAAUGUUUAUGCUUAAUGACCCAGUCCAAUGGGUGUUAGUGAUGAAUAAGAAUUUUAUUUCACGGUGUUUGUAAAUUUGUUAUUUUUGAAAAAUAGUAAAUUGCAUUCGUUGGCUUAUUACAAACUUCUAAGUUAAGAAAAUACACACUCUUAUCUAAGGUAAGAAUAUUUGUUGCCAUAAUUAUGAGCUAUAGAAAAACGCUAAAAGCGAUGAUAACCUUUUUGCUGCUAUUCAAUAGCUUUGUAGAAAUGUUGUUCUCUUUAUAUGAGAGAUAUUUCUACAUUUAAAUGGGUCAUGCCAAGUCUUUCAAAGUGCGUAGAGCUGUCACAGAUAUUGAAACUGCUGGUAUGUUACACUUUACAUGUUAGCUUAUAUGACAAUACCUACUUUAGGUAUAUAGCCUUUUCGAUAUAUUUAGGUGUAUGUGGAUUGAUUAUUUAAUUUUAUGUAUUGCUCAAUGGUGCACUAUGAUAAGUUAAAAUUUUUU
Molecule: messenger RNA, 2207 nt
Organism: Carassius carassius (crucian carp)
Lineage: Eukaryota; Metazoa; Chordata; Actinopteri; Cypriniformes; Cyprinidae
Product: neuroglobin
Exons: 5
Coding region: 281-760 (159 amino acids)
Molecular function (GO): oxygen binding; heme binding
Source: RefSeq, a predicted model, not a curated record